Messenger RNA from Labeo rohita (rohu), 1551 nucleotides. RefSeq names its product adenosine 5'-monophosphoramidase HINT3-like. Lineage: Eukaryota; Metazoa; Chordata; Actinopteri; Cypriniformes; Cyprinidae. The transcript is spliced from 5 exons. The record is from RefSeq and is a predicted model, not a curated record. Gene Ontology annotation, molecular function: catalytic activity. Bases 383 to 901 code for a protein of 172 amino acids.
UAAGUAUGCGGAUUAAAUAAACUUUAUCCUUGCUAGAAGUUCAAUACUGAAACUCAAUACUUUGAAACCGCCGAGGCUCCGACCCUAGUGACGUAAUAUAAAAAAUGGCAGCAGCUUCAACGAGUGAAAGUAGUUUACACGUUUAUUUUAAAUGUUUGUUUUGUUUUACCACUGUAACCUUAAGUGCUCUCUUCGAUCAGCAAUUCUGAAAUGACCUGAAAGCAUAUUGUAAUCCGCACCGUGGGCGUUGUAAAUGUCAUCAUACGAGCUCACGCAAGGGCUUUAAAUUAAACGAUGUAGCGUUUUACCACGGAAGGACAGAUGACACAAUCAAAGCGACCCUGUGGGUUCAGUUUCAUUUGUCCUGAACACCAUUGUCAGAAUGGCUGGAGAAAAAUGUGUCUCUGAUAAUCAGCAAGAUUUUUCUGACGACGAUGUGGAGACCUGUAUUUUCUGUCAAAUCGCGAACAGAGAAUAUCCACACACCGAGAUAUUGGCGGAAGAUGAGGACAUCGUUUGUUUUGAGGACAUUGAUCCAGGUGCACCUCAUCACUACCUGGUUGUACCAAAGAAACAUAUCUAUAGCUGUUUGUCACUCCAAGCAGAUGAUAUAAAACUUGUGAAGAAGAUGGCAGCUGUGGGAAGAGAUGUACUGAAAGCCAAGAAUGUCACAAAUUUGGAAGACAUCAGUCUAGGUUUCCAUGUGCCUCCAAAAAUCACUGUCCCCCACCUGCACCUCCAUGUUCUAGCACCUUUCAGUCAAGUGUUUAAAUGGGCCGAGUUCAAGUAUACAUCCUUCUGGUACAUCACUGAGGAGGAGCUGCUUCAGAGACUAAUGAAGAAUGAAAAGGACGAAAGAAUAGGACAUAUCAACCGCAUUCUGCCAGAAGUAGCUAUGUGAGCCUUUUUACUGAACAGAAAAACUUAAAAUCACAAGAUACUUUUGUGAAUAUUAGUGUUCAUUGUUUUUUUUCUUUUUCAUUGUUUAGUUUGAGCCUUAAAGGCCUGCCAUUUAACAUGUUAUUUUUGUAUUUAUUUUAUAUAAAGCUAAACUAUUUUAAAACUAGGAUGGUAUCCUUAGGACUGACAGUUGACUGAUGUAUUUAUAACUAAAGUGUAAUCUGAUCAAUGUCUAAGUUAUUAAAUGUAUGGAAAUUUUUGUGUAAUUGAUUAUGUUAGUACAUAUUCUACACACAGGUCAUACCGUUAUGUUUUCUUCAGUGCUCAAGGUCAUGUUCUUUAUAUAUCGAUCAGAUGGCCACAUCCUGUCUAGGUGUGCGGUUCUUGGUAUGAAUAAGCUGCUAGGUAAAUCUAAAUGAAGGUAAAUGUGCCAAACCACUACACAUGCCAGAAACACAUGAUGAGACUCAGAAUUAAAUGGAUAAAGGGUAAAAAGAUUUUCAGUACAAUCAUCGAAACAUGGUAGCAUGUACCAUGUAAGUUUGAUUUAGUCAUUUGAUCAAGGAUUGUGUUCUAUAAACAGUAGAUCACGUUUGUGACAUGCAUGGCAUUUUUUAGGAACAAGGACACAUUUCUCUGGUGACGUUUAGA